Messenger RNA from Gavialis gangeticus (Gharial), 1942 nucleotides. It is a transcript of the gene CENPN, whose product is annotated as centromere protein N. Gene Ontology annotation, biological process: CENP-A containing chromatin assembly; chromosome segregation. NCBI's taxonomy places the organism in Eukaryota, Metazoa, Chordata, Crocodylia, Gavialidae. The transcript is spliced from 10 exons. The coding region runs from base 21 to 1064 and encodes 347 amino acids. The record is from RefSeq and is a predicted model, not a curated record.
CCCGUUGGCUCCGCAGCGCUAUGGACGAGACGGUGGCCGAGUUCAUCCGCCGGAUCGUGCUGAAGGUGCCGCGCCCGCACAUCCCGGCGCUGCUGCAGGCCUGGAGCUUCCUGCCCGCCGCGCAGCUGCAGGCGCUGGACAUGCGGCCGCUGAAGGAGACUGUCGCCGACGCCGUGGUGCAGCUCUGCCAGGAAAAGCCUGCAAGUAUAAAGGAAGCAGGAGUUCUAGACAUUAUUUACAACCAUACUUUUCAGAACAAAAGGGUUUGGACGGUUUACCAAAUGACCAAAGCAGCAGGAGGAGAAACUGACAUUUUUGACUUCUCAGCUUUCAAACGCAAAUUUAAGAGAAGAAUUCAGUCAGCCCUGAUAAAUGUGACUAUUAACUUCAAAGAAUUUGAAGAUAAUGCAAUUUGGAUUCGAAUUGCUUGGGGGACCUCAUAUACAAAACCAAACCAAUACAAAGCCACCUAUGUUGUAUAUCAUUCGCAGACGCCCUAUGCCUUCAUUUCAAAAUCUACUAAUAGGAGCAACUUGCCUCUGCUUUGUCAGGCACUGAUUGUUGCUUCCAAUUAUGGUGACAUCCGUGAAAUGGAGCUACGAAGCCAUUGUUUAGACUCCCUUAAAGAUAUUGUGUUUAAGAGGUAUAGCCAGACCUUCCAAACGCAUCAUCCAAAACCUCUGCAAGAAAGAAAUGUUGCUCCAGAAAACGUGGAUCCUAGGAUAAUUCAAGAAGAUAAGAGUGAAAAAGAGAGAAUCCAGCAAGUGAAUCGGGAAGUCUUUGGUGAUGGUCCCCAACCAAAAUUAGAAUUUGCACAAUACAAGCUUGAAACAAUGUUUAAAAGCAAUCCUAAAAUGGUGAACGUGUCUGAAAGGGAAUCAUUCAGAUGUCUGGUCAAAUUCUCUAGUCCACAUCUUUUAGAAGCUCUGAAAUCCUUGGCACCAGCAGGUAUGGCUGAUGCACCACUUUCACCAUUACUUACAUGUAUACCACACAAAGCCAGGAACUACUUUAAAAUUAAAGAGAAAAAAGGUUUACUUGCAGCAAGCCUUGUAAGCCCCUAACCUUCCUGCGAAGUCUGAUCCAUACAGAAAUGUACAUAUGUAUAUGGGUUAGUCAAGGAGAUUGCUUGGUGACAGGCCAUUCUUAGCCCAGUUAAACAGUGAAUUUAGGCAGUUAAACCAGUUAUUUCAUUAGAGUUCCUCUACAGCUCAUAAAGUAUGUGAUGGAAAGAUGCAACUUCAAACAGACUUUAUCAGAAUACAGUAGGUCAAGUAAUGGUGUGGUAGAUCUGGCAUUUGCUUACUGUAGUAGCAUCAUUUAAUAUAAUGGAAAAACCUAUAAUGUGUCAUUCACUAUACGAGAAACAUUCUGAGACGAGACAAACCUAUGCUACUGGGAAAAUGAACAUUUCAAAUUUGCCUUGACAGUGCAUUCUAGCAGAAGAUUCUUAUGACACCAUUCAGUUGUCAUGACUGCAUUUAUAGUAAUACAUAUAGUAACAUGCUUUUAUAUAUUAAAAGAGGCUUGGGGCUUCUUAUUAGUAAAAGGUGGUACCAAGCAGUUGGCAGACAUUUUUCAUGUUCUUAAAAUAGUGUUAGUAAAUACCUAAUAAAGAGAUAUAAUGCUUUAUGUACAUUAUAUUUUAAUCUCUAUUUUACCAAGUGACUGAGAAGGUAUUGAAGCACAGAUGUAUUUAAGUUUUCUCCCAGAUUAGUAAAUAAAUUAAUCUAAAACUUUUUAACCGGUGUCAGAUUUUAGAGCAUCAUUGCUUUAUAAUUUGCUUUUCAUAUGCUAUAACGAAUUGCGUUAUUGGAAUUGUACAUGCAUUGCUGCUUAUCAAAAUAUUGGUGGGAAGCAUCUGUGAUGAAUGUUACUAAUGAAUGAUGCUAAUUAUUAUUAAUGGCCUUCUGAAAUAAGUUGAAAUUAGAUGGAGCCCAAA